CACAGAUUUUGAUUUUAAUUUCUCCCUUUAUCGUUCUUCCUUAAUUGGUUUAUUAAGCUUAAGGUUACCGGAAUCAUGGAUCGCAAGGCCGUCUUCCUCACGGCCCUCAUCUGCAUUGUCUUUGCCUCUGCCGCCGCUCAAUCACCCUCCUCUUCCCCAACCGCCACCCCUGCUCCUCCCACCACCACCACUCCACCUCCUUCCACUCCUCCACCUGUCACCGCACCACCACCCGCUUCCACUCCUCCACCAGUCAGUUCACCACCACCCGUUGCCACUCCUCCUCCCGUCAGCUCACCGCCACCUGUAGCUUCACCACCACCAGCAACUCCUCCACCUGUGGCUUCACCACCACCAGCAACUCCUCCACCUGUAGCUUCACCACCAGCAGCAACUCCUCCACCCGUGGCCUCACCACCACCAGCAACUCCUCCACCCGUAGCCUCACCACCACCAGCUGCCGUCCCGGUCUCUUCUCCGGCAAUGACUCCAUCCGCUGCGCCAUCUCCGUUAACUUUGAGCCCACCAGCACCGCCUACUGGAGCACCUUCUCCGGCCCUCACCACAGAUGUAUCUCCGGCACCAUCAGCCACUGACGUGAGCGGUGUUGAGAAGAUGGAAUCAGUGGUUGGAAGCCUGUUUUUUGGAUGGAUUCUUGUUUACUGGCUACUCUAGAGAUGUAUAUUAUAUUUUUGAUUCAUAUGUGCAUGGGCUCUUAUAUAUAUAUGUUACCACUUGUUAACCGGUGCACCCACAUUAUCGUUUCUUAAUUUCAUUCUAUAUCAAACUACAUUUAUAUAAUAUAGUUUAUUUGGAUUCUUUGAGAUAUUA
Molecule: messenger RNA, 831 nt
Organism: Cynara cardunculus var. scolymus (artichoke)
Lineage: Eukaryota; Viridiplantae; Streptophyta; Magnoliopsida; Asterales; Asteraceae
Product: classical arabinogalactan protein 9-like
Exons: 2
Coding region: 76-675 (199 amino acids)
Cellular component (GO): plasma membrane
Source: RefSeq, a predicted model, not a curated record